Molecule: messenger RNA, 3142 nt
Organism: Amphibalanus amphitrite
Lineage: Eukaryota; Metazoa; Arthropoda; Thecostraca; Balanomorpha; Balanidae
Product: mite allergen Lep d 7-like
Exons: 5
Coding region: 1021-1815 (264 amino acids)
Source: RefSeq, a predicted model, not a curated record
CGCGCGCCGCCCGGUCAGCCCGCCCAGGAUGGACGCCGCCCUGGCUGCGCUCGGCCUGCUGCUCGUCGUCGCCGUCGUCGCAGCCUGUAUGAUCGCCGACUGUCUGGUGGAGGAGUGUCGCAGCCGCGGACAGGAGGUCUACAGCGUCUGCUGACCGGCUGAGCAGCUGACCUGCUGACGGGCUGACCUGCUGACCGCCGCCCUGCUGACCGCCGCCCUGCUGACCGACUGCUGGCUGGCUCAGUGCCACCGCUGACCGCCUUGCUGACCGCCUGGCUGCGCUCUGCUGACCGGCUGCUGAACAGAAACAUCGCCUGACCGAGCUGAGAUAUUGUUGAAGCGAAAAGUGUUUGAUCACCUACCCUACAUGCUGAGCUGCGGUCGUUUAACGGAAACGGUGUAAAAGCACUGAAUACCGCAGCGUGAUUUGAGUCGGUGACGUUUGCUGAGGCUCGGAGGCUGCAUAUCGCAGAAAUUGUGGUUGUUUGUUGUUGACAAGCGUCCUUUCUGUAAGUCCGUUCGUGAACUCCACUGCUCAGCGAGUCAGAUUGAAAGUAGAGAGCUAAAGCCAAGGCUAAGGCCGGUGUCAGAAGCUGCCAGGCUAGAAUAUUCAUCUGACUAACAAUUUUACUGUUGCUUACUUCAAACGAAGACAAGGAAGUGCCCGCAAGACUGUUGCUACCCACGGUGCAUCUCAGGGCAUAAACACCGAGUGUGUUGACGGCAUCGGUGUCUGCGAGUGGAGGCAUCACCACUGCGAGUGUUGAUGUAAACUCUGCGAGUGUUGGUGUAAAACUGCGAGUGUUAGUGUCAACUCUACAGGGUGACAGUGACGGUUCCACGUGGUGAAACGCGGGUAAAGUAAUAAUCGUAUACGCCAUUUCCAAUCAACUGUGUCUGUCUAAGACCUUAUGAUGCGAAUGUAAACAACUUGACAAUGAAGGUGUAAAAGCUUUUAGGAAACAGAGCGGGAGCUGACGGCAAAAUUACAUGCAGCGUGCUUGGUGAAAAGUGUGUGACAUGGCUCCUAAAAAGGGUGUCUUGGCCAGUCUAUACAGCCGAUUUCGUGGACCCAUCGAACAAGCGGAGGAGGCUAUCAUCAAAAAGUGGAUCUGCUGGAUUCUCAAGCGGCACGUGCAGGGCAACAAGGGGCGGGCGAAGACGUCGGACGCCAACCGGUUCGUCGACAACGCUAUGGAGUUUGCGCGCAGCCUGAUCAAGAGCGAGGGCCUGGACCCGCUCAAAGUGGCCGACGACGAGACACUGUUCGAGGAAAAGCUGUUUUUCAUCCGUUUGUCGGCGUCAGUGACGUUCCUGGCCACCUCUCUGAAGGGCAUGUCGACCCUGCGGCGGAAGGGUGACGCCAUCCUGGAGCUGGACGGCGACUGGCUCACACUGCAGACCCAGCUCGCCACCACCAAAAUCGAGUGUAACACAAACUGCACGGCCAAGUUCAUGGACCUGGGUCCCAACUUUGACCUGACCGUGGACGUGGACGCCGUCACGGUGAAGAUGAAGGCGCGCAUCAACACGAGCACCAUGCAGAUCGUCAUUCCCUCCUUCGAGGUCGUCCAUGUCGGAGACAUCGACGCCGAGGCGGACGGCCUGUUUCCAAUCGACUCACUGCUGGCUGCCAUCAGCGAGCUCUUCAUCAAACGCUGCAAGGACUCGAUCGUCAAGGUGUUCGAGUUCGAGGCGCAGUGCCAGCUGGAGGCGGCGCUGAAACGGCUCGACUUCACGCAGAUCGUGCGCUCCUAUGGCAGAAAGUACUUCAAGGACGCCGCACAACACGUCGGAGUGCCCGGACUGAGCUGAGGGGCGCUGGAUAUAUGGGGGGGGGGGGGCACGACUGAGCUGAGGGACGCUGGGAAGGUGGUGAGAGGCAAGGGGAUAUGCAAGGCUGGCCCGAGAGCCACCAAGAGGCGAGAGAAGGGGCAGGACUCAGCUGACGAGCCCACGAGCCGCGGAAGUGUGUUAGACGACAGAGCUGCUAUGGGCAGGUUCCCAGUGGGCCAGAGAGCGGUUCUGCAGCGAGGUAAGCAUUUGUAGAAGACGGUGACGAUUGUGUCGUGCGCAUGACGUGUGUGAAGCGAAGAGAGGUUUCCAAGUGAGCCAAAGACGGUAUCAAUGAGCAAAUGACAACCAUUGAUGCGCCGUCUAUACGGUUAUAUAGGUGUAAUGCGAUAUGCUGAGCAUGAGGAUAUUGUACUGUGUUCCAUAAAAGUGCGACCGGUGACUGACUUUACCAGCUGUCAACAAGUAGAUAGCUGUGGAUCCCGUGAACAAACAUGUAUGAAUUUAUCUAUAUAUGAGGCGUCCAGCUAAAUAUAAGGAACUCGGGCAACACAAGCGCGAAACAAGACGGACCUCACUGUGGAAAGGUCAUGACGCGAGCAACUGAACUGGUCAUUCACCAGCCAGUUGACGUGUAAAUGUGUCGAGAGAGAGCUUGAAUCCGCGAUCUGUGCGCUGCUAAGUACUAUGGUGACCAGUGACAAACUAGGCUGUUGAAAACAGCUAGGCGGAAAUGGCCACGAAAGGAUGUACCGACCCUUCGAGACAUCCGCGUUCCUGCGAACUCGGGCGCAAAACAGAACAGAAGCAUGGACGGUCUAUCGGCGCUAUGAACUGGGCCAAACAUCCACGCAACAAACAGGGAGCCGAGCGGCGCCAUCCGGCUGCCUCUCUGUUACCACGCGCGGUGCCGGGAGCGGGUCCCGCCGGCGACCCGCUCGGUGCGGCGGCACGGACCGGGGAGUUCCCGCAGACUGCCGACCCGGCCCGGCGACUCGUGACAUCCUGUCGGGCAGCCGGCGCCAGACCGUGCCAGCCGCCCGCCGCCCGAGGGGGCCCCGCCGGGACUCAGGGUAUAUCCGGGACUGAGGAAAUUCGGGGGUCGUGAACCGGCUGAAUCUGGAUUCGAAGGCCGAGUGAACGUGACGGAAAACUAGCGCCGGGUGGUGUACUACGCUGUGAUGUAUUUAACGGAGCCGGAUCGUGCGUAGCUGGAGUUUGGCUGGAGGUCACCGAAUCCAUGCGUGGUAGAUUCCUGCUUCCAGCCAUUAACAAUUAAAUGCAGAUGAAAUCUCCCGCUUUGUGCCUUCUGAAUCUCUGAUAAAUAAAUGAUAAACCCAGGAGGAAA